UAGCUUGGAUACUGGCAGCUAAGACGCCUUUGAAAGUGCUGGUUUGUAUAUUGUGGAAUAACCGUGCAGGUUGAGGCGAGUGUUGGCGCUGACACCACCCACAGCUGAUUUGAGCUGAAGCUAAAAGAGUGCUGAGAAACUGCUGAGUUCACCUGCUGUGCUGUGUCAGUGCUGCAGUCUGUUUCACCGGUGGCUGCUCCUCUGACUGUCCUCUGCAUUUUCUCCAUGCCUUUGUCUCACACAGCAGUGAAAUAGAAACCGUCCGAUAACCGCCGAGGAAAAUGUCCGAGGUCACCAUAUCAAAGCGCAAGGAGAAGUGUGAGAACUGCACCAAACAGUGCAACAAGAAACAGAGUGAUGAUGGUGCCAACUCACACCAGGAGAGAGAUGAAGUCAACGGACAGGAGCAUGAAGGAUCCCAGUUGCUGCUGAGUGCCUGUCUGUCCUGUGACGGCUGUCUGUCAGAGGAGGAGAGCCUGAAGAUCUCUCAGCAGAGCCUGGAGGAGGUGGAGCGAGUUCUGGCUCUCAAUAAGAAGUGUGACGUGUCCAAGCACAAGGUACUGGUGGCGUCAAUAUGUCCGCAGUCUCUGCCUUUCUUUGCUGUCAAGUUUGGUCUGGACAUCACCGAGGCUGCACUAAAACUCUGUGGCUUCCUCAAGAGUUUAGGAGUGCAGUAUGUGUUCGACACCACCCUGGCAGCUGGCUUCAGCAUCUUAGAGAGUCAAAAGGAGUUUGUUCAGAGGUUUCGCAGGAGGCACCAUGACUCCCACGCGUUGCCCAUGUUCACCUCCUCCUGCCCAGGCUGGAUCCGAUAUUCAGAGCGAGUCCUGGGCAGUUUGGUUACACCUCAUAUCUGCACAGCCAGGUCUCCUCAGCAGAUUAUGGGCUGUCUGGUCAAAGACUACUUCUCUAAACAACAGAAGCUGAGUCCAGAGAAAGUCUACCACGUGUUGGUGGCUCCCUGCUUUGAUAAGAAGCUGGAGGCUGUCAGAGAGGAGUUUUACAACAGCCUGCUGGAAACCAGAGACGUGGACUGUGUCCUCACCUCAGGGGAGAUCUUUUACCUGAUGGAGCAGAGGAAGGUUUCAGUGGAAGAGCUGGACUCAGCUCCACUGGAUCACGUGUUGGGAGAGGCCGGAGACGUGGCGCUGGUGAGGCACGAGGGCCGAGGAUCUGAAGGCUUUCUGGAACACAUCUUCAAACAUGCUGCCAAAGAGCUCUUCGGUCUGGACGUCCACGAGAUCACAUACAAGACCCUCAGGAACCGGGACUUCCAGGAGGUGACCCUGGAGCGGGACGGGGAAACUCUGCUGCAGUUUGCUGCUAUCUACGGUUUCAGGAACAUCCAGACUUUGGUUCACCGAAUGAGAAAGGGACGUGUCCCUUACCAGCUGGUGGAGGUGCUGUCCUGUCCAGGAGGGUGUUUAAGUGGCCGCGGUCAGUCUGAGAGCGACACAGGAGGCCGGGUGGACAAAGCUCUGGUCCAGCAAAUGGAGGAAGCCUACAGCAGCCUACCAGUCCGUCUCCCGGAGGUCAACUCCACCCUGCACACCCUCUAUCAAGACUGGCUGCAGGGCCAGGACUCCCCGCAAGCCAGCACACUCCUACACACCCAGUACAGAAACCAGAGUCAGACACACACACAGCCCACACACAUGCAGUGGUGAGGAAAAAGAAGUGUUUUUAUGAGUAAGGACCAUCUCAUCAUUCAUGCUGGCACCAUGAAGGACAAACCACGGACCUCGCUGCACGUCAGACCAGUCAAGUCUCAACAGGUGCAAUUCUUUCAUUAAGCCACAUGGGGGCGAUGUCGGUGUUUAAAAUAUGUGGAUCUCACGUUCCAAAACUGAGCCAGAGGAGAAAUGAGGGUCCGGAGUCCAGACAAACACACAUUUAAUGUAGACUGAAGCAGUGCUGUCACAAAAGCUGCAGAUAAUGGCUACAAAAAAGGUACCAAUUUGCCUCAACUGCAGCUGCUCUGAAAAAUGAGGAAGUCUGUAGCAAGUACGACUAUUUAUGUGAUUUUACAGAGCAAUAAGCCACUGAGGAACUGGAACUCAUGAACUGAACCUGCCGAUGCUGAAUAUUCAUCUAAGGAAUGUAUUCCUCAUCUAAUCGUCCAAUAAGAAACAUAUUUUGUGUUUAAGUUGCCUCCACUGUUCCCUGAUGAAAGGCGUUGACGUGUUCUCAAACACUUUGAUAACUAUGCAACAGUGUGAUCGUCUCAUCUCAGCAGUGAAUGAAAGUAAGGCUGCUGUGGGAUUUCAACCCUUUGAAUUAUGAGCAAAUUGGUGUAAAUUUCUCUUAAAAACAUGGUGAGAAGGCAAAGAGGAACUAAACAAGACAUGAGCAAAAAAUUAGUUAAAAAAAACAAAGUUACAAGACAAUUACCUGAAAAUAAGCAAAAAAAAGCAGAU
This is a messenger RNA of Plectropomus leopardus (leopard coralgrouper), 2417 nucleotides long. It is a transcript of the gene narf, whose product is annotated as nuclear prelamin A recognition factor. Lineage: Eukaryota; Metazoa; Chordata; Actinopteri; Perciformes; Serranidae. The record is from RefSeq and is a predicted model, not a curated record.